UUCGCGCCAUAAACACAACUGUAGUUUACUAGCGUUUGUUGUGCGUCACAAAAUAAUAAUUUUAAUUACUAAUUACUUUUAAUUUUUUAUUUUAUUUAAUUAAUUAAAUUUACAAUGAACAAACGAAACGCGUCAUUUUCAAAAACUCCCGCGAAAAAGGGAAAAUUUAAAAAUGACGACGAUGAUGAUGAUGAUGAGCUGCCGAGUUCUUUUGUCGCUGAAUUAGCGACAAUGAAUGACAUGGAGGAAGACUUUGGUGAUGUCAGUCAGUUUUUUGAUGAAGAGUGUCCAGAAGAAGAGAACCCGUCGUCAAAAUGGACUCGCCCAGCAGCUCCCGAGCUGAACCCCAGCACAGACUCGCUGACCUUCCAGCAAAUAGAAGUCGACCACUACAUCGGCAAGCCACUUCCAGGGAUGCCCGGUAGCUCAGCCGGUUCCAUCCCCAUAAUCCGCAUGUUCGGUGUGACCAUGUCAGGAAACUCCGUGUGCUGCCACGUCCACGGUUUCUGUCCGUACCUCUUCGUAACCGCGCCCGCGAACUUCACCAACCAAAACUGUCGUCCAUUUCGCGACGCCCUGGACGCGGCUCUGCGCAAAGACAUGCGUUCUAACCCCGAGAACAUAUCAGAGACCGUGCUGGCAGUUUCCCUCGUCCAGAAGCAAAACGUCUACGGCUACUCCGGGCCCAACCUCUCGCCCUUUUUAAAAAUAACCGUCGCACUUCCACGUCUGGUCGCGGCCUGCAAGCGCGUCCUGGAACGGGAAAUCGUCUACCCGACGUUCACCCACGAGUACCGCGCAUUUGAAAGCAACAUCGACUUCGACGUUCGCUUCAUGGUAGACACCGGCGUCGUCGGCUGCUCGUGGAUCGAACUGCCACCUGGUAAAUGGCACCAGCGAGCCAAACACGGACACAAUCAUCCUCUGCGCACCCGUUGCCAAAUAGAAGUCGACGUCGCCUACGACCAGUUCAUAGCCCACGCACCCGAAGGCGAAUGGUCCAAAGUCGCUCCCUUCAGGAUCAUGAGCUUCGACAUAGAAUGCGCAGGUCGUAAGGGAAUUUUCCCAGAACCAAACCACGACCCGGUUAUCCAGAUCGCCAACAUGAUAAUCCGUCAGGGUGACCCUGAACCCUUUCUCCGCAACAUCUUUACUCUAGACACCUGCGCCCCAAUCGUCGGUUGCCAGGUCCUCAGUUUCACGACCGAGAACCUCAUGCUCCAAAAAUGGGCCGAAUUCGUUCGCGCAGCAGACCCUGACAUUUUCACCGGCUACAACAUCAACAAUUUCGACUUUCCCUAUUUGAUAAACCGAGCGAAUCACCUGAAGGUCAAAAACUUCUGCUUCCUGGGCAGAAUCAAGGACAUCAAGUCCGUCAUCAAAGACCAGGUUCUCCAAAGCAAGCAAAUGGGCCGACGUGAGAACAAGUACGUCAACUUCGAAGGCCGGGUUCCCUUUGAUUUGCUCUUGGUCCUAGUGCGCGAUUACAAGUUAAGAUCCUAUACCUUGAACGCAGUGAGUUACCACUUCCUGCAAGAGCAGAAGGAAGACGUCCACCACAGCAUCAUAACGGACUUGCAAAAUGGCGACGCUCAAACGAGACGCAGGUUGGCGGUCUACUGUCUGAAAGACGCGUACCUCCCUCUUCGACUCCUGGACAAAUUGAUGUGCAUUAUCAUUUACAUGGAGAUGGCCAGGGUCACCGGGGUCACGCUGACCAGUCUACUGACCCGGGGUCAGCAGAUAAAAGUCGUCUCCCAGUUGCUGCGCAAAACUCGGGAGCACAAUUACUUGAUGCCAGUUAACACCGGGGGAAUCAGCGACGAGCAGUUCGAUGGCGCCACUGUCUUGGAACCAAAACGGGGUUACUACAGCGACCCCAUAGCGACCCUCGACUUCAGUUCCCUGUACCCUAGUAUUAUAAUGGCCCACAAUUUGUGUUACACGACCUUGUUAUCGGUAGCCGGUAAAAACAAAUUGAACAUCAACGACGAUGACGUCACCCGGACUCCGUCGAACUCCAUGUUCGUGAAGAGCAACAUCCGGAAGGGAAUUUUGCCCGAGAUUUUGGAGCAUUUGUUGAACGCCCGUAAGAAAGCCAAAGCCGAAUUGAAAAACGAAACAGACCCGUUGAAGCAGAAGGUCCUAGAUGGCAGGCAGUACGCGUUGAAAGUAUCAGCGAAUUCUGUCUAUGGGUUCACUGGCGCCCAGGUUGGAAAGUUGCCAUGUCUAGAAAUAUCCGCCAGUGUCACCGCUUUCGGAAGGCAGAUGAUUGACUUCACCAAGCAGCAGGUCGAGGACCACUACAAGGUUGCCAACGGCUACGACCAUGACGCGAAGGUUAUUUACGGUGACACCGAUUCGGUUAUGGUAAAAUUUGGAACUAAGAAAAUAGAAGAGGCCAUGGAACUGGGCAAAGAAGCCGCGGAUUACGUGACCAGCAAAUUUAUAAAGCCGAUAAAGUUGGAAUUUGAGAAAGUCUACUACCCGUAUUUGCUGAUUAAUAAGAAGAGAUACGCCGGGUUGUACUGGACUAAGCCGGAAAAGUAUGACAAGAUGGACUGCAAGGGAUUGGAGACAGUCCGACGAGACAAUUGUCCUCUGGUUGCGAAUAUGAUGAACACUUGUCUGAAAAUUUUGCUGAUCGAACGUAACCCCGAAGAGGCUUUAGAUUACGCGAAGAGAGUUAUCAGCGAUUUGCUGUGCAACAAAAUAGACAUCUCUCAGUUGGUGGUCACCAAAGAGUUGACAAAAACGGAUUACACUGCGAGGCAAGCGCACGUGGAACUUGCAGCACGUAUGAAAAAAAGAGACGCGGGCACGGCGCCCAAAUUGGGCGAUCGGGUUCCGUAUGUUUUCACCUCCGCAGCUAAAGGAACUCCAGCUUAUCUGAGGGCUGAGGAUCCUAUUUACGUUCUGCAGAACAAUAUUCCACUGGAUGUCAAUUAUUAUUUGGACAACCAGCUGUCAAAGCCACUUGUGAGGAUUUUUGAACCCAUUUUGGGCGACAAGGCGGAGUCUUUGCUGCUAAAAGGCGAGCAUACGAGAACUAGGUCCAUUGUUACCUCGAAGGUUGGGGCUCUGGCGGCAUUCACGAAGAAGAAGGAGUCCUGCAUUGGGUGCAAGAGUGUGCUGACGGCUGAUAGGGAGAAAAUGGCGGUUUGUAAAUAUUGCGAAGCUAAAGAAGCGGAGUUGUAUCAGACGGAAUUGCUGGCUGGGAGGAAGUUGGAGGAAAAGUUCUGCAGGCUUUGGACUGAGUGCCAGAGGUGCCAGGGUAGUUUGCAUCAAGAAGUUUUGUGUACGAGUCGCGAUUGUCCAAUUUUCUACAUGAGAACAAAAGUCCAGAUGGAUUUGGAUACUCAGAUAAAACGUAUCGAAAGAUUCGGGGCUCCUGAUUGGUAGACUUUCCAUCAUAACCAAAAAAAUUCUGUCGUUACUAUUAAUCACUUAUUUAAUUAUUAUUAUUUAAAUUACAAAAAACUAAUUGGUCCACUCCAAGUGCUCAUUAAAAAAUUUCAUUGUAUUU
This is a messenger RNA of Microplitis demolitor, 3526 nucleotides long. RefSeq names its product DNA polymerase delta catalytic subunit (gene DNApol-delta). The transcript is spliced from 4 exons. The record is from RefSeq and is a predicted model, not a curated record. NCBI's taxonomy places the organism in Eukaryota, Metazoa, Arthropoda, Insecta, Hymenoptera, Braconidae. Bases 115 to 3402 code for a protein of 1095 amino acids. Gene Ontology annotation, cellular component: delta DNA polymerase complex. Gene Ontology annotation, molecular function: DNA-directed DNA polymerase activity; 3'-5'-DNA exonuclease activity; DNA binding. Gene Ontology annotation, biological process: DNA-templated DNA replication; nucleotide-excision repair, DNA gap filling; base-excision repair, gap-filling.